UUGUACCAAGUGCAAUACCAAAUAUACUGAGCUAGCACUGCAGGCCUACAAGUUUACAAUGAACAACAAGCUGUCACGUAUCACCAGGCAGCCUGCCCCAUCUGCCUAGUUACAGUCAACCAUGCAUUAUCUCACCCUCUCACGUGUGCGCGAAACGCCACCGCAUUGGUCAUUUCAGACCGGGGGAGCGUUUUUGUUAUAAUUCAGGAAGAACCCUACUCCUUUCAAAAAUAGUUUUGUCAGAAUUACAUUAUUUUCAAAGGAAAUUAUUAUAAUCCUGAGCACUAUCGAGUGUGGAUAGUGAGCUCCUGUGUCGAGCAAAUAGAACACGUGAGUAGUUCUUGGUUCCCAUCACCUGCCAAUCAAUCACCAUUCCAGCCCAGCCACCCCACCUGUGUGGUCGGACAAGGUCUGGCCCGUUGGCAUGGCGAUGAUGGAGGAAGGGGCACGGAGCUGCCUGCUUCAGUCACGCUCCAGCCUGGAGCAGGACAUCAGGGCUUCCUACCUGAUGGAUCACAUGAUCAGUGACGGUGUGCUGACUGGGGACGAGGAGGACAGGAUCAGGAGCAAGCCCACCAGGAAAGAGCAGGCGGCGGCCCUGCUGGAGCUGCUCCUGAGGAAGGAUAACCAGGCCUACAUCUCCUUCUACAAUGCCCUGGUCCGCGAGAGCUACGGAGACCUGGCCAGCCUGCUCCACAACAGCCUGCCCCUGGUCUCCCCUGAGGCUGAGAAGAGCUUCUCAGAUGGUGGCACCCACUAUGUCCAGGCGGUGCUGAGUGAGGGCGGUGUGCCCCAGAGACCCGUGGUGUUUGUGAGCCGGCCAGCCCUGAUGAACCGGGUCAGGGAGAAGCUCUACCGCUUGCAGAAGGAGCCCGGCUGGGUCACUGUGUUCGGCAUGGCUGGCUCCGGCAAGUCUGUCUUGGCUGCGGAGGCAGUCCGAGACCACGCACUCAUCACAGAGUGUUUUCCGGGAGGAGUCCACUGGCUGUCCAUAGGCCAGCUGGACCGGUCUGAUCUGCUGGUUAGGAUCCAGUCACUGUGUUUCCGUCUGGAGCAGCAGAGCCAGGAGAAAGACCCCUCGUCCUCCCUCCACCGACCUCCUGGCUCUCUGGAAGAGGCCAAGGAGCGACUACGCUUCCUCAUGCUCCGUCGUUACCCCAGGUCGUUGCUGAUACUGGAUGACAUCUGGGACAGCUCGGUGCUCAAGGCCUUUGACAUCCAGUGUCGAGUACUGCUCACCACCCGAGACAGAAGCCUAGCCGACUGUGUCAGCGGUUCUAAGUCUGAGGUGGCAGUGGAGAGUGGACUGGAGGAGGAUCAGGCCUUGGAGAUCCUCGCCCUGUAUGUCAACGGGAAACCCCAGAGACUCCCAGAACAGGCCCGCAGCAUUGUCAGAGAGUGCAAAGAGGCUGCAACAUCAUUAAUAUAGACCCUUCUACCCAGAGGCUGCAACAUCAGUAAUAUCAACACUUCUACCCAGAGGCUGCAACAUCAGUAAUAUCUACCCUUCUACCCAGAGGCUGCAACAUCAUUAAUAUAGACCCUUCUACCCAGAGGCUGCAACAUAUGUAAUAUCUACCCUUCUACCCAGAGACUGCAACAUCAUUAAUAUAGACCCUUCUACCCAGAGACUGCAACAUCUGUAAUAUCUACCCUUCUACCCAGAGGCUGCAACAUCAGUAAUAUCUACCCUUCUACCCAGAGACUGCAACAUCAUUAAUAUAGACACUUCUACCCAGAGGCUGCAACAUCUGUAAUAUCUACCCUUCUACCCAGAGGCUGCAACAUCAGUAAUAUCUACCCUUCUACCCAGAGACUGCAACAUCAGUAAUAUCUACCCUUCUACCCAGAGACUGCAACAUCAUUAAUAUAUACCCUUCUACCCAGAGGCUGCAACAUCUGUAAUAUCUACCCUUCUACCCAGAGACUGCAACAUCAGUAAUAUCUACCCUUCUACCCAGAGGCUGCAACAUCAGUAAUAUCUACCCUUCUACCCAGAGACUGCAACAUCAUUAAUAUAUACCCUUCUACCCAGAGGCUGCAACAUCAUUAAUAUAGACCCUUCUACCCAGAGGCUGCAACAUCAUUAAUAUAGACCCUUCUACCCAGAGACUGCAACAUCAUUAAUAUAGACCCUUCUACCCAGAGGCUGCAACAUCAUUAAUAUAGACCCUUCUACCCAGAGGCUGCAACAUCAUUAAUAUAGACCCUUCUACCCAGAGGCUGCAACAUCAUUAAUAUAGACCCUUCUACCCAGAGGCUGCAACAUCAUUAAUAUAGACCCUUCUACCCAGAGGCUGCAACAUCAUUAAUAUAGACCCUUCUACCCAGAGGCAGCAAUAUCAUUAAUAUAGACCCUUCUACACAGAGGCAGCAAUAUCAUUAAUAUAGACCCUUCUACCCAGAGGCUGCAACAUCAUUAAUAUAGACCCUUCUACCCAGAGACUGCAACAUCUGUAAUAUCUACCCUUCUACCCAGAGGCAGCAACAUCAUUAAUAUAGACCCUUCUACACAGAGGCUGCAACAUCAUUAAUAUAGACCCUUCUACCCAGAGGCAGCAAUAUCAUUAAUAUAGACCCUUCUACACAGAGGCAGCAAUAUCAUUAAUAUAGACCCUUCUACCCAGAGGCAGCAAUAUCAUUAAUAUAGACCCUUCUACCCAGAGGCUGCAACAUCAUUAAUAUAGACCCUUCUACCCAGAGGCUGCAAUAUCAUUAAUAUAGACCCUUCUACCCAGAGGCUGCAACAUCAUUAAUAUAGACCCUUCUACCCAGAGGCUGCAACAUCAUUAAUAUAGACCCUUCUACCCAGAGGCUGCAACAUCAUUAAUAUAGACCCUUCUACACAGAGGCUGCAAUAUCAUUAAUAUAGACCCUUCUACCCAGAGGCUGCAACAUCAUUAAUAUAGACCCUUCUACCCAGAGGCUGCAACAUCAUUAAUAUAGACCCUUCUACCCAGAGGCAGCAACAUCAUUAAUAUAGACCCUUCUACCCAGAGGCUGCAACAUCAUUAAUAUAGACCCUUCUACCCAGAGGCAGCAAUAUCAUUAAUAUAGACCCUUCUACACAGAGGCAGCAAUAUCAUUAAUAUAGACCCUUCUACACAGAGGCAGCAAUAUCAUUAAUAUAGACCCUUCUACCCAGAGGCUGCAACAUCAUUAAUAUAGACCCUUCUACACAGAGGCUGCAACAUCAUUAAUAUAGACCCUUCUACCCAGAGGCAGCAAUAUCAUUAAUAUAGACCCUUCUACCCAGAGGCAGCAAUAUCAUUAAUAUAGACCCUUCUACCCAGAGGCAGCAAUAUCAUUAAUAUAGACCCUUCUACCCAGAGGCAGCAAUAUCAUUAAUAUAGACCCUUCUACCCAGAGGCAGCAAUAUCAUUAAUAUAGACCCUUCUACCCAGAGGCAGCAAUAUCAUUAAUAUAGACCCUUCUACACAGAGGCAGCAAUAUCAUUAAUAUAGACCCUUCUACCCAGAGGCUUCAACAUCAUUAAUAUAGACCCUUCUACCCAGAGGCUGCAAUAUCAUUAAUAUAGACCCUUCUACCCAGAGGCUGCAAUAUCAUUAAUAUAGACCCUUCUACCCAGAGGCUUCAACAUCAGUAAUAUAGACCCUUCUACCCAGAGACUGCAACAUCAUUAAUAUAGACCCUUCUACCCAGAGGCUGCAAUAUCAUUAAUAUAGACCCUUCUACCCAGAGGCUGCAACAUCAUUAAUAUAGACCCUUCUACCCAGAGGCUGCAACAUCAUUAAUAUAGACCCUUCUACCCAGAGGCUGCAACAUCAUUAAUAUAGACCCUUCUACACAGAGCCUGCAACAUCAUUAAUAUAGACCCUUCUACCCAGAGACUGCAACAUCAUUAAUAUAGACCCUUCUACCCAGAGGCUGCAACAUCAUUAAUAUAGACCCUUCUACACAGAGGCAGCAAUAUCAUUAAUAUAGACCCUUCUACCCAGAGGCUGCAACAUCAUUAAUAUAGACCCUUCUACCCAGAGGCUGCAACAUCAUUAAUAUAGACCCUUCUACCCAGAGGCUGCAACAUCAUUAAUAUAGACCCUUCUACCCAGAGGCAGCAACAUCAUUAAUAUAGACCCUUCUACCCAGAGGCUGCAACAUCAUUAAUAUAGACCCUUCUACACAGAGGCAGCAAUAUCAUUAAUAUAGACCCUUCUACACAGAGGCAGCAAUAUCAUUAAUAUAGACCCUUCUACCCAGAGGCUGCAACAUCAUUAAUAUAGACCCUUCUACCCAGAGGCUGCAACAUCAUUAAUAUAGACCCUUCUACCCAGAGGCUGCAACAUCAUUAAUAUAGACCCUUCUACACAGAGGCAGCAAUAUCAUUAAUAUAGACCCUUCUACACAGAGGCAGCAAUAUCAUUAAUAUAGACCCUUCUACCCAGAGGCUGCAACAUCAUUAAUAUAGACCCUUCUACCCAGAGGCAGCAAUAUCAUUAAUAUAGACCCUUCUACACAGAGGCAGCAAUAUCAUUAAUAUAGACCCUUCUACACAGAGGCAGCAAUAUCAUUAAUAUAGACCCUUCUACACAGAGGCUGCAACAUCAUUAAUAUAGACCCUUCUACCCAGAGGCUGCAACAUCAUUAAUAUAGACCCUUCUACCCAGAGGCAGCAAUAUCAUUAAUAUAGACCCUUCUACCCAGAGGCAGCAAUAUCAUUAAUAUAGACCCUUCUACCCAGAGGCAGCAAUAUCAUUAAUAUAGACCCUUCUACCCAGAGGCAGCAAUAUCAUUAAUAUAGACCCUUCUACCCAGAGGCAGCAAUAUCAUUAAUAUAGACCCUUCUACACAGAGGCAGCAAUAUCAUUAAUAUAGACCCUUCUACCCAGAGGCUGCAACAUCUGUAAUAUCUACCCUUCUACCCAGAGACUGCAACAUCAUUAAUAUAGACCCUUCUACCCAGAGGCUGCAACAUCAUUAAUAUAGACCCUUCUACCCAGAGGCUGCAACAUCAUUAAUAUAGACCCUUCUACCCAGAGGCAGCAACAUCAUUAAUAUAGACCCUUCUACCCAGAGGCUGCAACAUCAUUAAUAUAGACCCUUCUACCCAGAGGCAGCAAUAUCAUUAAUAUAGACCCUUCUACACAGAGGCAGCAAUAUCAUUAAUAUAGACCCUUCUACACAGAGGCAGCAAUAUCAUUAAUAUAGACCCUUCUACACAGAGGCUGCAACAUCAUUAAUAUAGACCCUUCUACCCAGAGGCUGCAACAUCAUUAAUAUAGACCCUUCUACCCAGAGGCAGCAAUAUCAUUAAUAUAGACCCUUCUACCCAGAGGCAGCAAUAUCAUUAAUAUAGACCCUUCUACCCAGAGGCAGCAAUAUCAUUAAUAUAGACCCUUCUACCCAGAGGCAGCAAUAUCAUUAAUAUAGACCCUUCUACCCAGAGGCAGCAAUAUCAUUAAUAUAGACCCUUCUACACAGAGGCAGCAAUAUCAUUAAUAUAGACCCUUCUACCCAGAGGCUGCAACAUCUGUAAUAUCUACCCUUCUACCCAGAGACUGCAACAUCAUUAAUAUAGACCCUUCUACCCAGAGGCUGCAACAUCAUUAAUAUAGACCCUUCUACCCAGAGGCUGCAACAUCAUUAAUAUAGACCCUUCUACCCAGAGGCAGCAACAUCAUUAAUAUAGACCCUUCUACCCAGAGGCAGCAAUAUCAUUAAUAUAGACCCUUCUACACAGAGGCAGCAAUAUCAUUAAUAUAGACCCUUCUACCCAGAGGCAGCAAUAUCAAUAAUAUAGACCCUUCUACCCAGAGGCAGCAACAUCAAUAAUAUAGACCCUUCUACCCAGAGGCUGCAACAUCAUUAAUAUAGACCCUUCUACCCAGAGGCUGCAACAUCAUUAAUAUAGACCCUUCUACCCAGAGGCUGCAACAUCAUUAAUAUAGACCCUUCUACCCAGAGGCAGCAACAUCAUUAAUAUAGACCCUUCUACCCAGAGGCUGCAACAUCAUUAAUAUAGACCCUUCUACCCAGAGGCUGCAACAUCAUUAAUAUAGACCCUUCUACCCAGAGGCUUCAAUAUCAUUAAUAUAGACCCUUCUACCCAGAGGCAGCAAUAUCAUUAAUAUAGACCCUUCUACCCAGAGGCAGCAAUAUCAUUAAUAUAGACCCUUCUACCCAGAGGCAGCAAUAUCAUUAAUAUAUACCCUUCUACCCAGAGGCUGCAACAUCAUUAAUAUAGACCCUUCUACCCAGAGGCAGCAACAUCAUUAAUAUAGACCCUUCUACCCAGAGGCUGCAAUAUCAUUAAUAUAGACCCUUCUACCCAGAGACUGCAACAUCAUUAAUAUAGACCCUUCUACACAGAGGCUGCAAUAUCAUUAAUAUAGACCCUUCUACCCAGAGGCUGCAAUAUCAUUAAUAUAGACCCUUCUACCCAGAGGCUGCAACAUCAUUAAUAUAGACCCUUCUACACAGAGGCAGCAACAUCAUUAAUAUAGACCCUUCUACCCAGAGGCAGCAAUAUCAUUAAUAUAGACCCUUCUACACAGAGGCUGCAACAUCAUUAAUAUAGACCCUUCUACCCAGAGGCAGCAACAUCAUUAAUAUAGACCCUUCUACCCAGAGGCAGCAAUAUCAUUAAUAUAGACCCUUCUACCCAGAGGCAGCAACAUCAUUAAUAUAGACCCUUCUACCCAGAGGCAGCAACAUCAUUAAUAUAGACCCUUCUACCCAGAGGCAGCAAUAUCAUUAAUAUAGACCCUUCUACCCAGAGGCUGCAACAUCAUUAAUAUAGACCCUUCUACCCAGAGACUGCAACAUCAUUAAUAUAGACCCUUCUACCCAGAGGCAGCAAUAUCAUUAAUAUAGACCCUUCUACCCAGAGGCUGCAACAUCAUUAAUAUAGACCCUUCUACCCAGAGACUGCAACAUCAUUAAUAUAGACCCUUCUACCCAGAGGCUUCAAUAUCAAUAGUCAAUUUGAUCAUCUAAAAGUUCAGAGAAGAAGAAAAAUUGUAUUGAGAUUUCUUAAACUACUAAUUCUCACAUUUGAACUCAAUAUCUAAAAGUAUUGCACUUUAGCAGAUUCAACUUCUCAAGAGCUUGAUGGUUCAUUGAUUUUUUGUGAUGGUGUUGGGUUGGAACACAAAUGUGCUGGCUGCACUUUCUUCUCCAUGACAAAAGAUUCAUAAAAAAAUAAACCAAUAUUUUGAGCGAGCUGUCUUGACCUGGUGUACUGUGGAUCCUCUGCAUUCAGCUGCACCUUUCUCUGUUGGGCAGGUGCUUUUUCUCUGUCAGAACAAUGGGUUUCACAAAACACCUAUUCAUUUCUUUUUAUAGCUUCAUUUGUAUAGUGGUUAUGUUCAGUUCUCUCUUACUCAUUUGACUGAUGUCCUGCUGGUAUGAGUCUGUCAGCCUGUUUUUGUUUUUCUGUCAAAAGCCCUUAAUGCCCACUGAAAAUUCUGUUAACCUUCAACGACUUGUAGAAUUCCAUAAUAAAUCAUGAAAUAAAUACAAAUUCCAUUUCUGUUACAUCUCAACUCUUAAAAAAUAAAUAAAAAA
Molecule: messenger RNA, 7524 nt
Organism: Oncorhynchus keta (chum salmon)
Lineage: Eukaryota; Metazoa; Chordata; Actinopteri; Salmoniformes; Salmonidae
Product: apoptotic protease-activating factor 1-like
Exons: 8
Coding region: 425-1429 (334 amino acids)
Biological process (GO): apoptotic signaling pathway; regulation of apoptotic process
Cellular component (GO): apoptosome
Molecular function (GO): ADP binding; protein binding
Source: RefSeq, a predicted model, not a curated record